Canis lupus familiaris (dog) is the source of this 522-nucleotide messenger RNA. RefSeq names its product LKAAEAR motif containing 1 (gene LKAAEAR1). NCBI's taxonomy places the organism in Eukaryota, Metazoa, Chordata, Mammalia, Carnivora, Canidae. Bases 1 to 465 code for a protein of 154 amino acids. The record is from RefSeq and is a predicted model, not a curated record. The transcript has 3 exons.
AUGCCGGCGCCAGCGGCCAAGGGGGCGGGACGCGGGGGCCCGCGGGGGCCCAGAGAAGGGACGUCCUCGGAGGAGCGCGCCACGCGGGCGCCCGCGGCGAAGCCCCCCGGGCCGGGCGCGACCCCAUCGCCGGAGGGGCGGGCGGCCAUGCCCCACCCGCGCGCCUGGGGGCGGCCCCUCGAGAUGCCCGCGGUGCGCCAGGACCUGCUGCUCGGCGUCCUCAAGGCGGCCGAGGCGCGAGGCCGGAUCCGCGCCCUGCGGCUGCGCUACAUCCGCCUGCGGGCCGAGGCCAUCUCGCUCCUCAUCCAGCAGCAGGAGUCCGCGCGCGCCGCCAUCCGGCUGGAGCUGUUCCUGCCGCCGCAGCUGAAGCCCACGCGGAUCCCCGACCCCCUGGACCGCCAGGAGAGGAGGCGCGUGGAGACCAUCCUGGAGGAGAAAGCCGAGGGCAGCAUCUUCCCACGCUGACCGCGCCCCCACGGGGCCGGCGCCCCCACACUCCCGCGUAAAGAGCUCAUUGUCCAA